This is a messenger RNA of Salmo salar (Atlantic salmon), 2793 nucleotides long. The record is from RefSeq and is a predicted model, not a curated record. NCBI's taxonomy places the organism in Eukaryota, Metazoa, Chordata, Actinopteri, Salmoniformes, Salmonidae.
AACAUGGACAGAAUUAGACAGUAUUAAUAUGUUUUAAGUGGCCAAAUGUUUAGGUGUGACAGUUUAGUAGAUCAAUCUUCAGUUGUCUGUCCUCAACCUCUCAUGUCUAAAGAGUGCAAACAAAGAUGAAGCACGGCAACAAGGAUUUGCUGGUGCACAGCAACGGGACUAUAGAGCACAUGGUCAUCAUGAACACUGUGGUGGGCUGUGAGGUCAAACUGUACAAUUACCCCUUCGCUUCAGAUUUCUGUGCCAUAGCCCUUAAUGUGUGGGCAAUUAGUGUAAUCAUCUUGGCUGAUGUGGGCAGCUUCGCCCUGCCGCUGGGAGAGAGCAAGCACAUCCCCUUCAAGGUUAAACUGGUUCUCAGCGUCAUCAUGUUCCUCAACAUCCUCAAGGACCUUCUGCCCGGAGGAGGCCAGUGCAGCCCCAUCAUCCGAAAGCACUUCUGUUUCUGUUUGGUCAUCCUGGUGUUGAGCACGUUGCAGUCUAUGGUGCUCACACGUCUGGCUAAGUGUGGAACUCUCUGGCCCUGCAGCCUCUCCAAGUCCAAAGACUCACUGCUUAAAGACACAGACAAUGAAGAGGAAUAUUACUGUCAUCAAACUGAAAGACUCAGAGGAAGAGAAGAACACACCCCUCCAGAAAGUGGUGAAGUUUCUCAACAAAAUGGCUGCACAAGACCAGAAAAAAGUGAGACGCCAUCGCUUUGCCAACGAAGUGGACUUGAUCUGUUUCUAUCUCACCGUCCUCAUUGUUUACUCAUUCAUCAUUUAAUUUUUCUCCUUUGGUUCUCGAUGUGAGAUCGACCAUUUAGAAUUCUGGCAUUAAAAUCUUUAUUUGCUUUUAACAGUAUUUAAAUAAAUAUAAAGUAUGUGUGUAUUCUUCACUAGAGAUUUAACAAUAUUUAUUUCAAUGUUUGAAACUAGCCAGUCAUAUGUGGAAUAAUACAUUUAGCAAAUAGGACUCUAAAUAUACCUGCAAGCAGCAAUGAACAGGUUUCAAAGGGUGACACAGGAGGUACAGUGCAGCCAUAAUGAGUCCAGCAACAACAACAAAAAUUCUCAAAAAACAUUCAAGACUGAUGUAAUGAGCCUAAGUGGGGUGUUCAUUGGAUAGACUAAUGAUGCGUUGAACAUAUGUCUGAAAACAAACUAGUUGUCAGUUAUUGUUGCCCGUGGUGUAAACAUGCCUAACCAGUUUGCUAAUGUAGCCUGUGAUAACGAGCUCCUGAGUCUAGCUUCAUUUUAGUCAGUAGCUAUCCUUCUAAAUGCGGUGGUUACUGGAUAAACUACCUAUGAGUUGGUUGAACAUAUUUGGCUGAAAAUGAACUAAUAGCCAGUUGUUGUUGUCCAUGGUGGAACUAUCUAACCUGCCGGCUCCUGAAGCCCCCAUGAGCUCCUGAGUUUUGAAGCAGUCUGCUAGUGUCGUAAAAUUAGCAUUUAGCUAGCAAACUGAGCUGUUUUACAGGGCUGAGAUGACUCAAACGCUCCAGCAAACCCUGCUCUGGGAUAAUAUUAACGGGCUGCGGGAAUAUUACAUUUGUCUUUUAAUUGUGCAGGGAUGCAAACUGGUGAGGGCCCAAAAUGGUGACCAUAUUCUUUGGGGGGUGGAAACACACAAAUGUUUGAAGUACCAGAAAAUGUGCUUAUUUUCAGACUAAUAUUGUCACGACACCAACAUUUUAUUAACAAUGUGAUACCAGGCCAAGUAUCAUGAUACCACAGGGGAAAUUAAUUUGCAUCCUGUUCACACAUCCCCAUGGAAAUCUGUUACCGUUUUCUAUACGAUUUGCACAUGCUACACAAAAACCUGUCCCCGAUAUUCACACAUCUACUCAAUUUAACUUCACACUGUUUACUGUAUAAUAGAAUAGGCUACUGCAGACAAUGGCCGAUUUGCUCAUAUCCAAAGGCCUUCCUGUAAUUGGGCAGGAGGAAUGUAGUAUGGAAUAUAAAUGUUGUCUUUGUGGCAGUCAAGGGAAAACACUAUGCCUAUAUGCAACUCUUCAGAUAACUUUACACACAUUCACUUACUCCCUCUCUCACACAGAGCACUAGGCCUCUAUUACUCCUGUUUGUGCAGAAAAAAAACAUUUGUCAGCAGAGCGAGGAGAAAAUCGUUACACAUCUCACAGUACAAGAGCAUUGCAGAUUUUGUGCUGAUCAAAAUCAAACAUUGGAACGUCUGGGACGGCUCUGCGUUUCUGACCCGCUCACAUUAAACGAACGUCGGUGACGGAUGCGUGCCCCGAGUAGGCAAUGACUUGGGGAUUUUCUCUAUGACCUCAAAAACUUGUCUGGGACAGCUAAAUCGGGGCAAAAAUCGUAGUGUACACCUGGCUUUAGGCACCAAACAGAAUUUAACAAACCCCAUAAAAAUAUAGAUAUUUGAUUAAGGUAGAGCUUAGAAUUAAAUUGAUUAGGAAUAUGCAUCCUACCUUUGAAACACCUCUGCAUAUCUAUCCCUUUCCCAUUCUUCCUGUGCCAUCCAAAUUUCUGUAAUGUGAACGAUGAUGAAGGCCAGUGAUGAAGAUGCGUCUAGCGACUUGCUGGUGCCGAGGCCCAGGGUGAUGACUCAAUCACGAUUUAUGGUAUUGUUUGAAUGACAGACCAUCUGGGGGCUGUUACAGGAGUCAAACACCUUAUCAGUGGCAAUCUGGAUGAAAACACAUUCCCAUGGAAGUCCUGGGGUCUCUGGUGCCAGGAGAGGUGUAAAGACUGAUGAAACUUGAAUCAACUAAAUGAAGGUUACUGUAUGAAAAUUGUCAUGUUUGGAUUGUUUCAAGAGUUCAUA